UUUGUUUUCAUGGGGUCAGUUUUUCUCGUGCAGAAUCAGCUGUUCCCUCAAGGAGAGUAUUUUUACCCAGAGUCUGUCACCAUGGAGACAGUCAACAGUAGGGUAUCCAAGACCACAGCACCUGUCCCUGGAGGCCCAAAGUGGACUUCUCAGCACCCUUUUGUCCACAAAAUUAGCAGGGUGUCUUCUACUCACUCGAGAGGGCGGCUGAGGAAAGGGCAUCCCAAACUUGGCCACUUCAUCAUACCCCUCUAGAAACCUGAAAGUGCACCAAGUUAAAGGAAGUAAGGGUGAAGCCUUGCCAUGUUCGUGAGGGCGUUGAGCCCACAGUCGUACUCCACUCCCAGCUGGUGUAUCGAGCCCAAGUAUUCCACCCGCGUGCUCACUGGGAACUGGGUGGAAGAGAGAAGGAAGUUCACCAGAGCCAUUGAGAAAACACCCCAGUGCAUUUACAGAAAAGAGUACAUCCCCUUUCCAGACCAUAGGCCUGACCAGAUCUCCAGGUGGUACGGAAAGAGGAGAGUGGAGGGGCUCCCAUACAGACAUCUGAUCACCCACCACCAGGAGCCGUCGCACCGCUGUCUUAUCAGCACCUAUGACGACCAUUACAACCGGCAUAACUACAACCCAGACCUGCCCCUGCACCGUUCCUGGAGUGGGCAUAAGUUGCUGUGGCUACCAGAGAAGGCAGACUUCCCUCUUCUUGCUCCCCCUACAAACUAUGGACUGUACGAACAGCUGAAGCAGAGGUGGUGCAGACCUGAGGCCAGCCCCAAGGAGAGCAUCUAUACUUCAUCUUACCCCAGACCACCUGAGUCCGCCAUGUCUAGGCGGGAGCAUGCGAUCCUGGUCCCUCCCCGUCGCCUGCACCCUCUUCCAAGUUUCUGAGAACUGCCACCCGCCCUGGUCACUCAGGCAGCACCAACUGGAGACCCACAGCUCACGGGACUUGCCAGACCGCAAGUGGCAACAGAUGUACCAGGAGUAUGCAACCCAGCCCAUCAGAGUGGUCUUUAGAAUUCUGGCCUGGUUUUUAGGUGACCCUUCUCUUCUUCCUCCCCCAAACCCAUAGGUUACUUUUUUUUCCAUCCAUAAUUAAAUCUUUUUGACACCAUUGGAAUGUUGUGUGUGUACAGAAGACAGACUUAGAAUGCCAGAAAAAACUGGAAGGACUCUUAAGUUACACCCCCUCAUUUCACUGGAGGGGAAAUUGAAACUCAGAGAGGUAACACGACCCCCUCACGUCCUCACAAAUUGAAACGUACUCUCAAGGAGUGUCUGGUCCAAUGGGAGAAAUUUCUCUACCAAGACCCAUUUUGAAAACUCAGCGAGGUAGUCAUAUGUGUUUACAGUGAGGGCAGAGCUGAAAACGCUGAUGCUGGAGAAGAAUCCAGCCUGCUGUAGUUAGUGAGACAGGAAGAAGACACUUACCGAGGAGAAGGGGAAGAAACAACAUUUCUCUCUCUUCACUUCUGAGCUCUAGAUUCUGAAAAAGAUUUUUGUGUUUGGGGUUGGGGGGCCUUUGAUCAGUGGUUUGGGAAGUGAAGAUAGAAGAACUUGGGCACUGUCCUCACUCAGGACAGAAGCUUCAUGUUCUACCACCUGACGUGGACCGAGGCCAGCCUUGGACUGAGAACAUGUCCCUAAUCUACCCUCUUUGGCCUUCAGGAUUUAAAGCCUGUUUUGCUUUGAAUCAUCUCGGUGGAAACCGGUUUUUCUUUGAAUGGCCUUUCUCUGCCAUAUGCCUCCACCCCAGUUGUUGGCAUUCCUUGCUUUAGGCAUAGUGUCUGGUAUAUAAACCAGUUGCCAAUCAAUUCAAUUCCGAUUCAUGGCGACCCCACGUGUAUCAGAGUAGAACUGUGAUCCACAGGGCUUUCAAUGCCUGAUUUUUCAAAAAGUAGAUCAUCAGGCCUUCCUUCUGAGAUGACUCUGGGUGGAUGAGAACCACCAACCUUUUGGUUAGCAGCCGAGCGUGUUAACUGUUUGUACCACCCAGGGAAACUCUGCCUGGUAUAUAAACCAAAAAACCAAGUCUGUUGCCAUCGAGUAGAUUCCAACUCAUAGCGACCCCAUAGGACAGAGCAGAAUUGCCCCAUAGGGUUUCCAAGGAGCAUCUGGUGGAUUCAAAUUACAGACCUUUAGAUUAGCUGUCAUAGCACUUAACCACUACACCACCAGGGUUUCCACCUGGUAUAUAAAACCGAACAAAACCCAGUGCCAUCGAGUAGAUUCCGACUCAUAGCGACCCUAUAGGACAGAGUAGAACUGCCCCAUAGAAUUUCCAAGGAGCGCCUGGCGGAUUCAAACUGCUGACCCUUUGGUUCUCAGCUGUAGUA
Messenger RNA from Loxodonta africana (African savanna elephant), 2336 nucleotides. RefSeq names its product cilia and flagella associated protein 107 (gene CFAP107). The coding region runs from base 304 to 888 and encodes 194 amino acids. The transcript has 4 exons. The record is from RefSeq and is a predicted model, not a curated record. NCBI's taxonomy places the organism in Eukaryota, Metazoa, Chordata, Mammalia, Proboscidea, Elephantidae.